UUGGCAAACGUCAGGUGGUUUCGGUGCGCGGCAAGAGCAGUUCUAUGGCAAGUGCUGAGGUCGAUACGGCAGGAGGAAGGAGGGGGCCGAUGACGAACUUCCGUCCGCACUUCUCACUUCAGUCUGCCUGGCAGACUUUUCAUGUGAGACUGAGGACGCCCGCGAGCCUACGGAGAUUUCAGGCACAAAGUCGAAAUGAUCGUUAGCAAGUAUCUGGAUGAUCAAAAGCCUGGCAGUAGAAUUGCAUCAACCCUGAAACGGAAGGGCAUCAAAGCUACGCCGUCGAAGCAGCGCAAUCUAACGCCCCGCCAGACUCUUACCAUCUUCACUCAAGCCGUCAGGGAAGAUGAUCUUGCGCUUCACUUCGAUCUCCUCACCUUCAACAAUCGCUGCCUGGACCUCCUCCGCCGUAUUCAGAACGCCUGCCUUGAGGCCGCCUCAGUGUACCAAUGCGCCGCAGGCGACUACCACCUAGGCACCGCGAUCGGGCUGCUCCUGCAUUUUCACGCUGUCGCUACCGACGCCAAUGACGAAAAGGUUGGUUUCAAAGAAGCGUGUCGCUUAUUGCAAGAGGACAUUGAGGCAGAAGGCAGCGCGCAGCUUAGCAAAGCGAGAUCUCGCGCUGGGAUUGUUCAAAAGCCCGAUGCACACAAAUAUGUGGCGCCGAAGUCGUUUGAGGAUCUACAUAUGCCCGAGGACUACCUUUCUCUGCGAGACAGGAAGAAAUUCGAGGAUGGUUUCUGGUUUGUGGGGAAUGAUGCCUUCGUGCAGAGCAGCGACGGAACCAUCAAAUGUUCGGCCCUCUCCUCGCUCAAGUCCCUCCAGCUUUCCAUCUGCACUUCCUUCAACGAGUUCGCGCCGGUGCCCGGCUGGGAAAACGGAGUUUCCCAAUUCAUCAGCGCUGCUAGCGCAUUGGAAGAGUUCACCCUCUGCUUCGACGUAAUGGAUCGGUGGCCUGAGUUCAGAGCCGCUGUUCUGUGCUCUCUAGCCACAACUCUUGAAUUACCAAAGCUCAAGCUGUUGAAGCUUUACGGCUGUGUAUCCAACGCGCAGGACAUCGUAAAGCUAGCGGAAACGCACUCGGACACCCUGAGACGGAUCGAUCUUUCCAACAUCGUGCUUGCUCAGGAUACUUGGGCAUCUGUGCUCACCACCUUCCGGGACUCGCUGGAUCUUGAAUACCUACGACUUAGCGGAAUCAGGCAAUUUUCAGACCGCGUCUGCUUCGUACGUGGAUCAACGAAUACUGCUAGCGAUCGAAUUACUAUGGAUGUCACCAAAGCACAGGAGAGCCAAACCAUGUGUGAAAUGCUGUCAUGGGCUAUUCCGUUCCUUAGUUCUGACACGGCUGUAGAGCCAACAGCGACUUCCGUUCCCUGGUUUGUGGGGAAUUUCGACCCGUAA
This is a messenger RNA of Trematosphaeria pertusa, 1404 nucleotides long. RefSeq lists its product as uncharacterized. The coding region runs from base 196 to 1404 and encodes 402 amino acids. The transcript is spliced from 2 exons. The record is from RefSeq and is a predicted model, not a curated record. Lineage: Eukaryota; Fungi; Ascomycota; Dothideomycetes; Pleosporales; Trematosphaeriaceae.